GUAUGCAUGGAGAGAGGUCCAUGAAGAACCCACCCGAUGAGAAGCCCAUCGCAAUCGCAUUCCCAUUUGAUGGUGUGGAUGGACGGACCUAAAGAUCCUCAUGCACACGAGCGCACCUCUCACACGCACGCAUCCCUCUCCUCUCCUCUCCUAUCCUCCUCUGUAAAGCUAUCAAGAAUCCACAACUUUCACUUCACACCAUACGGUCCUUUUACAACUCAUCUCUUCCCACCUUUGAUCACGACUCCUGUACAAGUUAUCGCUUCCCCCAGCAGACACGGACUCAUUUAUGCUCACCCCUCCACUCGCAUCGUUCGGCACCAAACCUGUAUAUAAGUAGUGCUGCUACCGGGUAGAGAAGGAGAAGGAUAAGAUCCAGAGGGAGGGAGGGAGGGAGGCGGAGGGGGGGGAGAAGGAAAAACUAACAUGGAGCUUUUCCCGGCACAGCCUGACCUGUCGCUGCAAAUUAGUCCUCCUAGUAGCAAGCCCACGCCAAGCUGGAGCAGGACGAGUGAUGAGAAUCUUGACUUAGGGUUUUGCUGGAGAGAUAUAGAGUCCUCCGACAAAAGCGACACCGCGCCAUCGCUGGCCAAGGCUGACAACGCCGGCUUUGAGUUCUCCUUAGCCAACCAAAGUGCCUCGGAGACCCACGGCACCAACAGAGGCCACCACCACCACCACCACCUCCACUUCCAUCAGCACCACCCGGUGCUUCACCAAGGAUACCGCCAGGAUCUCGGUCUGUUAAUGCCGAUAAGGGGAAUUCCCGUGUACCACAACCCUCCUGCAGCCUUCCACUUCCUCGAGAACCAACAGCAGCAGCAGCAACACCACCACCAGCCACAUUCAUGUGACUCGGCGGCGCAGGGAUCGUCGAGGUCGACCUCGAGAUUCUUGCCGCGCUUCCCUGCGAAGCGAAGCAUGAGAGCCCCAAGAAUGCGGUGGACGACCACGCUCCACGCCCGCUUCGUCCAUGCGGUGGAGCUACUGGGAGGCCAUGAAAGGGCAACACCCAAGUCAGUCCUUGAGCUCAUGGACGUCAAAGAUCUCACCUUGGCUCAUGUGAAAUCUCACCUACAGAUGUAUCGGACCGUGAAGACGACCGAUAGACAAGCAGCUUCCUCUGGUAUCGCAGGGCAAAAUGAACCUAUAGAGAUUUCUGAUGACAACUUGCCUGAGAUCCAGGGAACAGAAGCUUCCGGUCAACGAGCGAGGUCUACUGAAGAUACGGGCACAGAUGAUUAUGGCUUAUGGAGCAAUUCUUCCAGGGGAGGCUGCUUCCUCGAUAGACCGAGCGAUUCCACCGCGUGGAGCGUAAAUUCUUUCGAGGACAUGCAAUCAAAAGGAUCCGAGAUGGUGCCCGACGUGAACUCGUCAAGCUUCUCGGAGAGGAACACGGAAAAGCCCAAUCUUGAGUUUACCUUGGGAAGGCCACAUUGCAUCUAGAGUCGUCAUCCGGCAAGACAUGGUAUGACCAGAUGUGAUCACAUGAAAUCAGGUACCACCCAUGAGACCAAGAUCAUAUCAAAGGAAAGAGAGAAAGACAAGGAGACCAUUGAGGCAGAAAAGCAAGGAAAAGGGGACAUUAGUGUGUGUGGGGCGAGUAAGAGCUUUUCAAAGCUGAAAGAGCUUGUCCAAAGGCCAUGCUCCACUUGGAUAUCAUAUGGGUCUACUGAUACAAGCUGUUAAGACUGAGAAGAAGAAGACGAGUCUCUCUUUUCUCUUAGAACUGUCAUAAAAGCAAGAAAGGAUUGGGUUACUUCAUUCGCUUGCACAUGCACGAGUUUGCUUUUAUAGUUCCCCGACAAAGUGCAAAGUGAAAGGUUAUUAUGCUCUAAAUUGUUGUUGUCAGGACAUAUAUAUUUGUGGAAUAAGAACUCAUCAUAUAUAAUAUCA
Molecule: messenger RNA, 1896 nt
Organism: Musa acuminata subsp. malaccensis (wild Malaysian banana)
Lineage: Eukaryota; Viridiplantae; Streptophyta; Magnoliopsida; Zingiberales; Musaceae
Product: probable transcription factor KAN2
Biological process (GO): abaxial cell fate specification; regulation of DNA-templated transcription
Molecular function (GO): transcription cis-regulatory region binding
Source: RefSeq, a predicted model, not a curated record